Molecule: messenger RNA, 2034 nt
Organism: Kalmanozyma brasiliensis GHG001
Lineage: Eukaryota; Fungi; Basidiomycota; Ustilaginomycetes; Ustilaginales
Exons: 1
Coding region: 1-2034 (677 amino acids)
Source: RefSeq, a predicted model, not a curated record
AUGAUCACCUCGGUCGCACGAACGACAAGACCGGCUAGGCUCGCCUGGAUCCCGGCACGACCGUCCACAUGCAACGUUAUCCAGCGUCGGUCGUACGCAAAGGCAGCUGAUCCAGCUCCCGGUUUGGGCAGCAAGACGGCCAGCGGGAGCUCGCACGGCGAUCAGCAGCAAUGGCAGCGCAAGCAGCCUCUGGCGACCGCGCAAACCCUCACCCUCUUCUCCGAAACACCACAAGGCUUGCUGAUCGCUUUGCGGUCCACGCUGCAGAGCAUGACGUCGCUCGCAUCGAGACUGGGACCUUCGCCGAACGCAUCCUCGUCAAAGAAGGGCCACCACGACCACGUCCUGCUGUACGCUCUUAGCAAAGACCUACCGCCGCAGUAUCUCAGCGAGGCCGUCUCGAUCCUGCGUGGCCCGGAUCCGACAGCAAAUCCGACAUCGCAGCCCAAGAAGAAGGAAGCCAAGGGCAUGACUGCGGCACAGAUCGCCGCGGCAGAAGCAGAGGCUGCCACGGCAGCGCCGGAGGACAGCGACGCGGCGUCCAAGAUCGCGCGUAUCGGCAUUCUGUCUUCGCCGCUGCCAGCAUCGUUGAUCCCAGCCAACGCGAUCGAAGCCGGUUCGCCGCCGAUUGCUACGCCGACGCUGUACUCUGCCGCCCUGUCGCUGCUGCCAGGUGUCAACGCGAUUCCGUUCAGAUCGACGAUCCCGGGUCGCUCAGAGGUCGCGGUGGGCCGAUGGAUGGACCGCAAGCCUUCAUGGCAGCAGGGCGCAGAACGCAGAGCUGACCUGCUCGACGACGGCAACGGUGCCCUGCCCGGAGGCAGUCGUGACUGGCGCGACAUCUGGGGUCGCGAGAAUCUGGAGGGUAAGAUCCCGGAAGGUCUCGAAAGCCUCGACCCCAACUCUGCAGCAUCGUUCAUCUUCUUCUCCGACAUGUCUCCGCAUGGGCUGAUGGAGGGUCUCGCGACGCAGUUCCCAGCCAGCUCGGUCCUUGGCCUCACUGCUCCCCCCACACCCUUCGAGACCGGACGGGAUCAGACGAUCCUCAUCUCGCUCCCACAGGGUGGCCGGGGCGGCGUUCAGCCAUACAGCAGCAUCCAUACCGACGGCGCAGUCGGUGUCGCCCUUGUCGCCAGCAACGACGCUCGCGAUGCAGACCACCUACCCAUCCCCAGCAUUAGAACCGACUUCGAAGGUCUCCGACCCUUCGGUCCUCGACGCGAAAUCACCGCCGCGCAAGGCAACAUCAUCUCGAGCCUGAACAACGCCAAUGCGGCGCAGCAGUUCCUGCGCGACAUCCAAGCGCGAGAGCACCCUCUCGACAUCGAAUCACCGGCCAAGGUCGGAAGUUCCGAUGCGCAGAAGGAGGCUGAGAAGAUGUCGGAGCAGCAAGCCAGGCAGAUCGCAUCCAAGGUCAAGAAGGAGGAAGAUUUCUUCAUCGCCGUCUUUGCCGAACCGGCAUCGGAUGUUCGGUCGGAACCGCUGAUGCUCGCCCAGAUCCUCUCGGGUCAUCCAUCGCGCGGCACGCUGUCCAUCGAUACGCAGGUCGAACUGGGUCCCGGACCAGGUCAGCCUCAGGGCACGAUGAAGACCUACGCUCAAUUUUACCAGAUCGAUCCUGCCUUCGCAUCCAAGGGAAACGAGGUUACGGCCGAGCUCAAGCUGCUCAGUCCGAGCGCGAUCGAGAUCCCCGGUCCAGAUCCGAGCGUAUGGGUCACACCACGGUUCCUGUUCCUCUCGCUACCGGUGUCGAACGAGCAGCUGCCCAAGGUGCAUGAGGUGAAAAAGGGCAAGCAUCAGGUGAUGGCUCUGCCGAAUUUGUUCAUUGCCGCGUCGGAGAGAGGCUGGAUUGCAGGCAAGGGUCAACGGUCGCCCUUGACGGACGAGCAGAUUUCGCAUCAGAAGGGUGAAGGUGAGUCGGUGAGCCCCGUGUUGGGUUUGCAGAAGGACGGAUCGUCGAUCGUCACUUGCACCGUUCCGCUUGCCAAGGCGACGUUGUCGUUGCGCGCGUCAUCGUCGUCAGAGUCGAAAUAG